UAAUGCACACAUAUACAUUACGCAUUAAAUUAAUUUUUCUGAAAGAUCAUCGAAUCAAGAUACUUUCCCGACAUUUUUUUUUCAGUCUAGUUCUGCAUGAUGGCUCCACUUACAACAACCGAUCUGCAAUUAUGCGGUACAACCUGCCGAGCCGAUUUCCCCUCAUCUCCUCCUGACUCGGCCAGUCCGCUCAGUCGUGCUGACGAUUUCAUAACUUUAAAACAAUUUUUUUUUUCGAAACAUAAACAAAAUCAGAGCGCACACUUGUACUGAUCCGGGCCCCGAGCGCGUCCAUGUACCUGUUGGCCCCGGGCUUCGGGCUCAUUGUAGUGGCGCUCAGUCCCUCCCCCCUCCGUCUGUCUGCGGAGAACCAGAUCUCCGCCAUGCUGGGACAGAGCAACUUCUCACGCCACUCCAGCUACUCGGGAUUCUUUUAACUCGCCCGAGAAACAGCGAAACGGGUUUUGUUUUAAGUCGCCAGAUCAGCACUGGUGAAGCUUCCUGCAUCCUCCGCUGCCGUCUAAGACCUGGAUCCCAGGUGAUCGUUUCUUUAAUGAAUCACUACUCGCCUCCAGACGUCAUGACGUACAAAGGUAACCUCACGCUACCCAAGGUUCCGGAGCCUAACAUGGCGCUCAGCGUGUUGGGAGUUUUCCUGGGAUUGCUUCUGGAAGUUUCUGCUCAUGGACCGUCCAGUGUCGCCAGGAGUUCGUGGAGACAUGAAGACGUGAGCUUGGUAGAGUUCUCUGAGCCGGGUGUCCUCAACUACUCCACCCUGCUGCUGAGUGAGGAGAGAGACGUGCUGUAUGUUGGAGCCAGGGAGACCAUCUUUGAGCUGAGCCUCAACAACGUGUCCGUGAAGAACAACCAGGUAGUAUGGAAUGUUCCAGAAAGCCACAUGAACAAAUGCAUCUUAAAAGGGAAGUCCAAAGAGACUGACUGUCAAAACCAUAUCCGGGUUCUGCAGGCCUUUGAUGAAAACAAACUAUAUGUGUGUGGUACACAUGCGUUCCAGCCACUCUGCGAUUACCUGUCUCUGAAGGACUUCCAGCUGAUCCAGAAGCAGGAGGACGGGAGAGGGAAGUGUUCAUUUGACCCCGCUCAGAGUUUCACCACCGUCAUGGUCGAUGGGGAACUGUACUCAGGGACUGCAUACAACUUCCUGGGUAGUGAGCCAAUCAUUUCCAGAUACUCAGUCUCUCAGAGCCUGCUGCGGACGGAGUACUCCACAUCCUGGCUCAACGAGCCCAGUUUUGUGUUCGCCGAUGUGAUCCGAGAGGGAAAGAGCAGUGUGAAUGGAGAAGAUGAUAAGAUAUAUUACUUCUUCACGGAGGUCUCUGUCGAGUACGAGUUCUUUGGCAAGCUAUUGAUCCCCCGCAUCGCUCGCGUGUGCAAGGGGGACGUGGGAGGUCAGAGGACCCUACAGAAGAAGUGGACGUCCUUCCUGAAGGCCAAGCUGGUGUGCUCCAUGCCAGAGCUCAACUUUGUCUUCAACGUGGUCCAUGACGUGUUCAUACUCAAGACACCUGACUGGAGGGAAUCUGUCAUCUACGGCGUCUUCUCCUCGCAGUGGGGGAAUAUGGGCCUGUCUGCUGUCUGUGCGUAUAACAUGAGCUCAGUGGAUGAGGUCUUCUCCAGGGGCAAGUACAUGCAGAAGGCCACGGUGGAGCAAUCUCACACCAAGUGGGUGCGCUACAACGGCCUCACGCCCUCCCCGCGGCCUGGAGCGUGCAUCAGCAACCAAAACCGUCUGCAGAACAUCAACAGCUCUCUGCUGCUCCCUGACAAGACCCUGCAGUUCGUGAAGGACCACCCUCUCUUAGCUGACCCCGUCCUGCCCAUCGGCAACGGGCCCCGCCUCAUCGCCAGGGACACCAACUACACGCAGAUCACCGUGGAGAGAGUCCCCGCACUUGACAACAAUGUCUAUGAUGUAAUCUUUACCGGCACGGAUAAAGGGUUUCUGCAUAAGUCCGUGGUGUAUGAAGGAGGUUUGCACGUGAUCGAGGAGGUGCAGCUCCUGAAGAACCCAGAGCCAAUCAAAACCCUCCUGCUCUCCACACAAAGGGCCAGAUUCCUGUACGCUGGUUCUGACUCUGGCAUCGUCCAGUCCCCCAUGGCAUUUUGUGACAAAUACACAACUUGCGAGGACUGCAUCCUCUCCCGAGACCCUUACUGCGCAUGGGAGACGCGCACCACUUCCUGUAUCGAUAUAUUCCAGAGGAAGGAUCAGCACCGGAAGUUGCUUCAGAACCUGCAGGGAAAUGCAAGCAUCUGUCCUGCGGCAGUGACACCCCGCUCGUCAGAGACCUACCAGCAGGUGGCGGUAAAGCCCGGAGGUUCAGCGGAGCUGCCGUGCAAGGUGCGGUCCAGGCUGGCCCGGGUGCAGUGGAAGGUGAAUGGCAGCGACCUGACCGAGGCCGCCCACUUCCUGCAGAUGAGGGACACGGGUCUGCUCGUGUACAGCGCGGCGCCCGAGGACCAGGGCCGCUACGAGUGCUGGGCCGUGGAGACGGCCGCGGGCAAGAACUUCGUCCGCCUGGUGGCCGCCUACCGCCUCCGUCUGGACCUUCCGGAAAGGGCUCGUCCGGCAGCCGACGUCGUGGCGCUGUCCUAUCCAGACGCAUCCGCGGAGGGUGUCGCCACAGCAGAGGCCAAAGGUAAUAGCGGUCACACAGCAGGACCCCCUCCGCUAAUGUCGUCUCCACCGCCCACAGAGGCGUCCCCGCUAACCUCCGCAACCACGGGCCGCGGCGUCGGCGCCGAACCUCAGCCUAAGCUCCUCCCCCCUGCCAAAGCCAGCCACUCGCCUCCGAGGGCCGACGCCCUCGACCCCUCGGCUCGGUUCCUCCAGCACGACAACAGCAGCGCCUUGCUCUUCCUGUUCCUGCUCUUCUUUCUCCUCUUCCUGUGCGCAGUGGCAUACAACUGCUACAUGCGGUACCUGCCUGCACCGUGUCUCCGGCUUCGGGCCGCGCUGCUCGGGCCUCAGAAGAAGCCGCAGCCCGAGUACGUGGCCUGCGAGGCGGGCCUGAUGGAGACGGCACCGGACAAGCCGGACCCUGCCGGAGCGCCGCACCAGAACGGUGCGCAGCAGCAGCAGCUGCGUGCUCUCCGAGACACUGGCUAUGAGACGGAGUCGGAGUGCGGAAACGUAAAGGGCCCGUCGCACAGCUAUGAGGAGGGCGACAACAACCCUUCAAAAGCGCGGCCGUUCGACGUCGACUGCGAAUCGCAGCCGAUCGAGUACGCAGACGCCGACGCGCCUUACUGAGUCGUCGUGUGAUUACCGCGUGGAGUGUAAUGCCAGCGUGAUGGCUACAAAAAGACCACCAGGAGCAGAGAGCGUCAGCACAGCUGGAGUGUCGUCUGUUGCCUUCUUAAAAGGCAGUUUCACGUGCCUGCACAAUGUCUAGAUAGCUUCAAAGGCAACACUGUAAAAUCUCACAACCCUGCAUAGAGAUUUGACUGGCUCUUUAGCCUACUGGUUUGGAACUGGCCUUUCUAAGAGUGCGUAAAGUUCCUUUGGUGGAGAAAGAGCAGAACUAGUUUGUGUGUUUUUGUAAACAAAAAGAAGAAGAAGAAGAAGAAGAAUUCCACAUGUGAUUCCAAAUUGGAAACAUUGUUUACCAAAUUGGUAAGUUUGAAUGUUUUCCAAAUUGGAGCAAGGUAUUGUGGGGUGUGGGAGGCAGGGCAACGUUUUCUUGUUUUGUUU
Electrophorus electricus (electric eel) is the source of this 3715-nucleotide messenger RNA. RefSeq names its product sema domain, immunoglobulin domain (Ig), transmembrane domain (TM) and short cytoplasmic domain, (semaphorin) 4D. The record is from RefSeq and is a predicted model, not a curated record. Gene Ontology annotation, molecular function: semaphorin receptor binding; chemorepellent activity. Gene Ontology annotation, cellular component: plasma membrane. NCBI's taxonomy places the organism in Eukaryota, Metazoa, Chordata, Actinopteri, Gymnotiformes, Gymnotidae. Gene Ontology annotation, biological process: ossification involved in bone maturation; negative chemotaxis; semaphorin-plexin signaling pathway.